Molecule: messenger RNA, 984 nt
Organism: Phasianus colchicus (ring-necked pheasant)
Lineage: Eukaryota; Metazoa; Chordata; Aves; Galliformes; Phasianidae
Source: RefSeq, a predicted model, not a curated record
AUGGGCACCUCUGUCUUCCCAUGUCUCUUUGUUAUCCUCCUAGCCGGGAGCUCCCCAGCAGGCUGUGCUGAAGACAACAGCUCUGCAUCCCACAGCACGGAAGGAGAUGCAGGGAAACUUGUCCUACUGAAUGACAUCGCAGACGUGGAAGCCUUCAUCAGUGCUUCUGAGAGCACAGGGGCCACGCUGCAGCCCCGCGGCUCCCAGCACCGGGAGGAAGACGAAGAGGAAGGCCGCUCGCCCGCAGCUGCGGGAAAUGGCGGAGCGAAGCGCCCCGCGGGCGGCUCCCGGGGGCGGCCGGUAGGUGUCGCCCUUACGCCGGCGGGGCGCCGCUCUGACCGCCCUCUAUCCCUGCGCCCGCAGGAGCCGGAGAGCCCCGAGGUGUCGCAGCUCCGCCUGGCGGCCGCGCGGAUCCCGGAGGUGCCCUUCGCGCUCAGCAGCAGCUCCGCGGUGCGGGAGCACUACGGCGUGACGGCGGCCACCCUCACGCUGUUCCGCAAGGCAGACAAAGACCGGAGAGACAUGGAUAUGGACAAAGAAGAAAUUGAUGCCGAUAAGAUGAGUCGUUUCAUUCGAAUGAAUGAGCUCCGCCUGGUGACAGAGUACAACCCUACGACAGCAGUAGGUGUGCUGCACAGUUCUCUCCUGCUCCACCUCCUCCUGUUCACAGACAAGAAGUCCCCAGAGCACCCUGAGCAAAUGCGCAGAUAUCGUGCAGCAGCGGAGCUCUUUGAGGGUAAGAUUCUCUUUAUUCUGGUAGACAUUAACUUGAAAAGCAAUGAGCAAGUGAUGGCAUACUUCAAACUGAAGAAGUCCCAGCUGCCAGCCCUGGCUAUAUUCCACACACCAGAUGAGAAACACGAUGUGUUGCCUCUGGAUGAAGUCUCCAUUGAACGUGUGAAGGACUUCUGUAAUGCUUUCUUACAAAAAAUGCAAAAGGAAGAAGACAAGCCAGAGGAGAAAGCCUUCAAUGAGGAACUCUAA